Umbelopsis ramanniana AG is the source of this 195-nucleotide messenger RNA. RefSeq lists its product as uncharacterized. Gene Ontology annotation, cellular component: FANCM-MHF complex; Fanconi anaemia nuclear complex. The coding region runs from base 1 to 195 and encodes 64 amino acids. The transcript is spliced from 4 exons. NCBI's taxonomy places the organism in Eukaryota, Fungi, Mucoromycota, Umbelopsidomycetes, Umbelopsidales, Umbelopsidaceae. Gene Ontology annotation, molecular function: protein heterodimerization activity; chromatin binding. The record is from RefSeq and is a predicted model, not a curated record. Gene Ontology annotation, biological process: replication fork processing; resolution of meiotic recombination intermediates.
AUGGCAGAGGCUGAUAAUCAAGACCAACAGCAGAGGUUGAAAUCAGCCGUAUGGUAUACUGUGGGUCGGAUUGCCGAAGCUGAAGCUGAAAGUACUGGGAAAACGGCAUCCCCACAAUUCAUUGCCUCGCUGGCCGAUGUCGUUUACAAACAAAUUGAGACGUUGGCCAUGGACGUGGAGAUGUUUGCACGGUGA